AUGGUUGCUAGAUACCAAAGGAUCAAGUAUCCCAAUCCUGGAGAAAGACAACAUGGAGAAUCUAUGGCUGCACAGUGGGACCUUCAAAUCCGCAAGAAGCAGGACGAGGCCUACUCAAACCUGAUCAGGGAAUUUUUGCCAAACCAGCCCCCUGUUGGGGUCUACCGCAACCUUCGCGGAGACUUGCUGAAGAUCGUCCAGAUAGAUACUGGUUUCAUGCGUGAAGAUUCGCCUGAUCUCCAGGAGAUGCUGGAACCUGGCCACCUUUGGAUGCCAGCGGUAGUCUCUGGGCUUCCUGGAACGCAGUUUAACGAGGAGAGGGAAUACUUAUUCGAUCAUUUCAAAUAUGUCUUGGUGGAGCCUUUGGAAAUUGGUUUUAAUAAGGUAGCGAUAAAUGGUGUGGUGGUGUACCAGCGUAAGCAGAUACGCGUCGCUAUGAACGCCGAAAAAAAGACCGUCUGGGAAGCCGUUGAGACGGAUCAAUUUGAUCCGUCUCAACAGUGUUUCUUCGGGGCGCCAGAUGGAGACCCCCAGGUAAAUCCUACUUCGACUCCCCGGCCAAGUCGUACACCGAGUUCCGAUUCUGCUGUCAAUCUACCCAUCACUCCUCCGUAG
Molecule: messenger RNA, 615 nt
Organism: Alternaria burnsii
Lineage: Eukaryota; Fungi; Ascomycota; Dothideomycetes; Pleosporales; Pleosporaceae
Exons: 1
Coding region: 1-615 (204 amino acids)
Source: RefSeq, a predicted model, not a curated record